GCGGAAGUGAGCGAGCGAGCGAGCGAGUGAGUGGUGGAGAUUAAAGCGAAAAGGAUGGAUACAGAGCCGUUUAACUCAAUUUAACGCGUCUUUAUUUCAGUGAAAUAGAGCUAAAGGCGAUGGACGAGUUUCCCCAGCUAAUGUGAUCAGGAUCUGGAAAACAGAGACUCGUUAUUACCACGGGUUGGAGGCGUAGCUUGGACGUGAUGCUGGACCACGCCGAUGUGAGUUUGACCCCAGAUGAACGGGUGCGAGCCCUGACCAAGAAGGGCAGUGCGGUGGACAUGAACGAGGCAGUGCCGCUCCGCCGCUACUUCCGCUCGGGCAUGGAGAUGAUCCGCAUGGCCCACGUGUACGCCGAGGAGGGCAACACAGAGCACGCCUUUGUCCUCUACAACAAAUACAUCACGCUUUUUAUUGAAAAGCUCCCCAAGCAUCCAGAAUAUAAGCUGUCUAAUAUUCCUGAGAAGAAGGAGACUUUAAGGAAGCUAAAGGAGACCGCUUUCCCUCAAGCAGAGCAGCUAAAGAAAUAUUUACUGAGGAGAUAUGAGAAAGAAUAUGCUGAGUUCAUCACCAAAAAGCGCGCGGAAGAUCAGGCUCUGCAGCGGCAGAUGUCUCGGCAGCGUGAGCUGGAGGCGGAGAGGCGGCGUGUGGCAGACAUGCAGAGGAGGCAGCUGGAGCAGGAGCAGUUCAGCAUGUUUGAGGAGAUGAUCCGGCAGCAGGACCGGCAGCGCGAGCGGCAGCGGGUCCACGACUUCAACACACCAGCGUCCCACCAAGACGAGACGCCGCUCAUCCCUGGGAUCCAGGGUCCCCCUCUGCCCUACCUGGAGUCCCCCACUCCCCCUCAGAGUCCGCAGUACCCCUCGGCCAAUCACAGCGCUCCGUCAGCUCCCAGCCCGGCUGCGCCCCCGACCUUUGACCGCUCACUUAAACCGGGUCACCUCGGUAACAACACUACGUUGGUCGACGGUUUACGGCAGAUCGCGGUUCCUUCUGAGCUGUGCAGCAAAUUUCUGCGAUUGGCCAAUAACAACACCAUCAGAGCAGUGGAAACCUGUGGGAUACUCUGUGGGAGACUGAACAGGAACGCAUUCACGGUGACGCACGUGAUUGUGCCGAAGCAGUGUGGAGGUCCCGAUUACUGUGACACGGAGAACGAAGAGGAGCUGUUUCUGGUGCAGGACCAGUACAACCUCAUCACGCUGGGCUGGAUACACACCCACCCCACGCAAACAGCCUUCCUGUCCAGCGUUGACCUGCAUACUCACUGCUCAUACCAGAUGAUGCUGCCCGAGUCCAUCGCCAUCGUCUGCUCUCCCAAGUUCAACGAGACGGGAUACUUCAGGCUGACAGAUUACGGCAUGGAGGAGAUCUCCAUCUGCACUCAGAAAGGCUUUCAUCCGCACCCCAAAGAACCUCCUCUUUUUACUGGUGGCAGCCACAUUAGAAUCACAGAAGGCACUGUAUCAAUGCUAGACCUGCGAUGAUCCAUCUCCGGCGUUCGGACAGCGGUACCAUGAAGCUUAUUUUUUUAACCCGUCCUCGCUAACUGCUCUGAUGGGACUCGUUCUCGUAUGGCACCAGCUUUCAGCGGUGGUGGGUUUCUUACAGACAGACACUAAAACAAGCACUUUUCGGGGGAAUACGAAGACACUAACCGCAGCAGCGUUGGGAGCUCAGGAACGCAAACACCUCCAUAGGACUGCAGCCCGUCCCCGUUAGCUUAGUCCUAAUGAUCCAGUGAGCCGUACACAAACGUUUGUAGUUUUAUUUAUGCUCUUAGCGACAUCCGACGCUAACAUAUCGCAUCUGCAGAAACGACAUUUAAAGCAAAGGGUUUUAUAAACUACUGGGUAUGUUCGGUAAAAGCUGAGCGGGUCGCCAAUGCCAGCGAUUAUCAGCUUAAUUCGUUUCUUAUAUAUUUUCUAAAUGUGACUUCAGUUUUGGUAACAAUAAUCAGCGAUGUUGACGGUUAUGAUUAGCCGGGCACACAGAACACGCUUUUGCAUUUAAAAAUGCUAGGCGCAGGACUUUGGAGAAAAAGAAUGCAAGGUUUUUUUUGAAAGCCAGACUUAUUUAAACCUGAGCAUUGUGUGUAUAAAACUGUGCCGUGUGUGACCGUUGCGUUCGUGUGUUUUUUAGCAUCUCAGAAAGGCAAUACAUUCACUUAAAAACACGAAAAAAGUAAAAAUUGUUUACAUUUAACUUGAGCCAUGCUUUUAGAAUGAAGUUUAUUUUUCCUCAUAAUUCACGUCGCAUCAGUUUUUUUUGUGAUUUCAUAAGUUUGUAACUCGCUGUUCUGUUUAUCUCAUAACUCAGGUUUUCUUUCAGAAUAGAGUUUACACCUUGCGAGUUUGUAUCUCUCUGUUCUGAGGUUGUAUCUCGUUCAGAAUUGUAAGAAAAUGAUUAUAAAAGCAGCAAUUAGGGUUUUUCUAACUCGCCGGUGGAAACAAGCUUCUGCAUAAAUCAAACAUGUCCAUCUAGCACAUACUUGCGUAAAAUAAAUAUGAGAAUGCAAGAACGUA
Puntigrus tetrazona (Sumatra barb) is the source of this 2528-nucleotide messenger RNA. RefSeq names its product STAM binding protein b (gene stambpb). Lineage: Eukaryota; Metazoa; Chordata; Actinopteri; Cypriniformes; Cyprinidae. The coding region runs from base 207 to 1490 and encodes 427 amino acids. Gene Ontology annotation, cellular component: endosome; cleavage furrow. The transcript has 10 exons. Gene Ontology annotation, biological process: protein K63-linked deubiquitination. Gene Ontology annotation, molecular function: protein binding; metal-dependent deubiquitinase activity; K63-linked deubiquitinase activity. The record is from RefSeq and is a predicted model, not a curated record.